AUGUACUCGCGCGGAAGUGUCAACCACAAGGGAGCAACCCAGAGUUUUGAUCAAGGUUUAAAUUCCAGCUCUCCUCUCUCCGCCAUCAACCCCUCCAGCAACCAAAAUACAGAAAAUGUCGCGCAAAAGGCUGCCCAAAUCUUGUUUUUACUAUCUCAAGGGAAUCCGGAUCCCAUCGCUCACCAGAGCUCUGCAACUAGGCUAUCCCGCUCGAACUACCCCGACAUCAAAGCACUAAGCCAGGCUUGCUAUUCGAGUGCUGCCCAGAUUUCGAACAUGGUUGGAACAUUACGGUUGCUCCUUGUGGCAACACUGGGAGGUUACGUUUUCAGUAACGAAAAAUAA
Messenger RNA from Puccinia graminis f. sp. tritici CRL 75-36-700-3, 345 nucleotides. RefSeq lists its product as uncharacterized. Bases 1 to 345 code for a protein of 114 amino acids. NCBI's taxonomy places the organism in Eukaryota, Fungi, Basidiomycota, Pucciniomycetes, Pucciniales, Pucciniaceae. The record is from RefSeq and is a predicted model, not a curated record. The transcript has 2 exons.